Symbiodinium sp. CCMP2456 is the source of this 888-nucleotide messenger RNA. The record is from the annotation of a GenBank genome assembly. NCBI's taxonomy places the organism in Eukaryota, Dinophyceae, Suessiales, Symbiodiniaceae.
AUGAAGCAUUGCUCGAAAGGGCUGCAGAGGGUGUCAGGCCGCAGUGUGAAGGACAAGACCGCGGCGAGCCAGCGUGAAGCAGAGACGCCGCAGAAGCGAGUCAGGGCCCAGUCGAGCAUUGAGAUGUCACCUGCCGCGCCACAAGACGGGGAGCUCGUAGAUUGGGGCCUGCUCCAGCCGAUUCAAAAGAGUGAUGAUGAGGAGGAGGUGCUUCCAAAGCAGAAGAGCAAAGAGUUCGAGAAGGCCGAGAAGAACGAGAAGAAUCCGCCGAAGUCGAAGAAGGGCCGAAGGGAUGGCCAGAAGCUCGACAUGAAGAAGCUCCUGCUGACAGAGGGAACCCAGGCGGAGCCAGCGAAGUCCGUGACCCAGGAGAGCGAAGCAAGCUCAUUCGCAGCGCAGCCGGCACAGACAAUCGCAGCAGUGCCUGCACCAGGCUCCGCAGACUACAACGAGGCGGUGCAGAACCUGCUGGGUGUCCUGGGUUCCCACGUAUCCAAGGAGCAGGUCGAGUACAGCUUGUCGCGCUACAUCGAGCAAGGCAUGGACUUGACGCAGGCGGCGGACCAGGCCUUUACGGACCUUGUCGAAGGCCAGGCUGAAGAUGGUUCGCUCCGAGAGCAUAGAUUCGGGAGAGCGCAGGCGGAUGCCGCAGUCGACGAGGGUUCUGAGGAGGAAGACGAGCAGUUGCCCGAGCUCGACCUCCCCGAGGUGAUCUGCGCGUUUGGUUGUGUGUUCGUGUCGAGCUUUGUCGCCGUCUCGAUUUCUGAACUGUUCAUACCAGAGUUCCUCCCGAUCCCGCCUCCCGAAACUGCAUCAACCGAGGAGCUCAUCCCACAAGAAAGGCGACCACCGAUCCCGGCGACUCCCAAGGGCUGGAAGGCACUCUAG